Messenger RNA from Tuber aestivum (summer truffle), 665 nucleotides. NCBI's taxonomy places the organism in Eukaryota, Fungi, Ascomycota, Pezizomycetes, Pezizales, Tuberaceae. The record is from the annotation of a GenBank genome assembly.
AUGGCCUCUAAACCCUCACUCUGGCCGCUAACCACCCUCCUCCACCGCCGCACCGUCUCAACCCUCUCCACAGCCACCACAUACACCCCACCACCCCGAAUCCAUUUCGCAACUCGCCCAAACCCAACCCUCCCCCGCCGCCGCAUAAAAGUCUAUCCGCCACCCCCCGGGCCGCUGACCACGGACCCAAUAUCCGCACUCACGACGGCACAAAUCAAAGCCCUAGACCCGAGUGGGUCCCGCGCGGAGCUCUUCUCCAGGCAGAACCCGCAAGCGAUCCGACCGGGCGACAUUGUCUACGUGCGGCGCAAGAAUGGCGAACCGUUUUCCGGGGUGCUGCUGAAUAUCCGACGGCGCGGCAUUGACACCUCGAUUUUGCUCAGGGACCACUUAACGAAGUUGGGGGUGGAGAUGUGGUUGAAGGUUUACUCGCCCAUUAUCGAUAGCAUUAACCUCGUGCAGCGGAAGGAGAAGAUGGCGAGGAGGGCGAAGUUGUAUUAUAUGCGGUAUGUUGGAGUGUAUGCGGGGGAUUGGGGGAGCAAGACUGAUGAAUUGUGUUUAGGAAACCGGCGCACGAUUUUGGUCCUGUCAGGGGUAUCGUGUCGGAUUGGGUGCGGAAGAGUUACGCUGCGAAGAAGGGUUCGGCGGACAAGGCUAGCCAGAGU